Molecule: messenger RNA, 597 nt
Organism: Myxocyprinus asiaticus (Chinese sucker)
Lineage: Eukaryota; Metazoa; Chordata; Actinopteri; Cypriniformes; Catostomidae
Exons: 3
Coding region: 1-597 (198 amino acids)
Source: RefSeq, a predicted model, not a curated record
AUGGUUCCAGUGAUCUCUGAGCUCCCUUCAAUGGAGACCAUUUUCUCCCCAGCCUCUGUGAUCCUGGAGACUUCCUUCAUCGAGCCUCCUAUGCCUCCACCUGCCAAGUCUCCCACAGCUGUGCUCACGGCCGUCCAGAAGAGGAAGCGGAGAAGAAAGGCUCCUACUCCCCACAGCUCCGUCCGCUCUCCCAGAGAUUCCCCCUCCAGCGCUCCGGCUCCUCCUCCCGAGACUCAAAUCCCUGCUCAUCCUGCGGCUCCGCCUGCUCCACCUAUGGCUCCUCCUUCUGAAACACAAACCUCUGCUCCUCCAGCUGCUCUGUCCACUCCACCUCCAGCUACUCCUCCUGAAUCUCAAAUCCCUGACCCUCCAGCAGUUCCGCCUGCUGCUCCUCCGGAUCCUCCUCCUGGAACUCAAAUCCCCAAACCAACUGUGGCUCUGCCCCCUGUGGCUCCACCCCCUGACCCCUUGCCAGUUCCAUCCUGGUGUCCUGAUCCUCCGCCAGUUGUCUUCCUGGAGCCGCCUCCCAAACCUCCGGACCCCACUCCCUUCUUGGAGGCUCAUCCCUGGCCUCCUGAGCCUCUGCUAGCCUCCUGA